AUGUCCCAGCACCUGCUUCUCCCACUUGCCAUCCUUGCCAUAAGCCCCAUCCCAGGAGCCUUCCAGGACUCAGCUCUCAGUCCUACCCAAGAAGAACCUGAAGAUCUGGACUGCGGUCGCCCUGAGCCCUCUGCCCGAAUCAUGGGGGGCUCAGACUCGCAGCCGGGCACCUGGCCGUGGCAGGUGAGCCUGCAUCAGGGCGGGGGCCACAUCUGCGGGGGCUCCCUCAUCGCCCCCUCCUGGGUCCUCUCGGCCGCUCACUGUUUCGUGACGAAUGGGACCUUGGAGCCCGCGGCCGAGUGGUCGGUAGUGCUGGGCGUGCACUCCUAUGACGGACCCCUGGACGGCGCGCACGUCCGCUCGGUGGCCGCCAUCCUGGUACCGGACAACUACAGCGGCGUGGAAAGUGGUGCCGACGUGGCCCUGCUGCGCCUGGCCUCUCCCGCCAGGCUGGGCCCCACCGUGCGGCCCGUCUGCCUGCCCCGCGCCUCGCACCGCUUCGCUCACGGCACCGCCUGCUGGGCCACGGGCUGGGGGGACGUCCAGGAGGCCGACCCCCUGCCUCUCCCCUGGGUGCUACAAGAAGUGGAGCUAAGGGUGCUGGGAGAAGCUGCCUGUCAGUGUCUCUACAGCCGGCCUGGUCCCUUCAAUCUCACUUUCCAGCUAUUGCCAGGGAUGCUGUGUGCUGGCUACCCAGAGGGCCGCAAGGACACCUGCCAGGGAGACUCUGGGGGGCCCCUGGUCUGCAAGGAAGGUGGCCGAUGGUUCCAGGCGGGAAUCACCAGCUUUGGCUUUGGCUGUGGACGGAGGAACCGCCCCGGAGUCUUCACUGCUGUGGCUCCCUAUGAGGCAUGGAUAAGGGAACAGGUGUUGGGCUCAGAGCCUGGCCCUGCCUUUCCCACCCAGUCCCCGGAGCUCCAGUCAGGUCUCCCCGAGCCCACGGAUGAGAACUGUACCAUCGCCCUGCCAGAGUGCGGGAAGGCCCCAAGGCCAGGGGCCUGGCCCUGGGAAGCCCAGGUGAUGGUCCCAGGAUCCAGACCCUGCUAUGGGGCACUGGUGUCUGAAAGCUGGGUCUUGGCACCUGCCAGCUGCUUUCCAGGCCGCAUCAGCUCAGACCUCCCACCCCGCGACCUGGACCACUGGCGCGUGAUGCUGCCCUCGCGCCCGCGCGCGGAGCGGGUGGCACGCCUCGUGCCGCACGAGAACGCCUCGUGGGACGACGCCUCGAACCUGGCGCUGCUGCAGCUGCGCGCGCCCGUGAACCUGAGCGUGGCCCCGCGGCCAGUGUGCCUACCCCACCCAGAACACUAUUUCCUGCCCGGGAGCCGCUGCCGCCUGGCUCGCUGGGGCCACACGGAACCAGUGCCCGGAGCCGGUUCGCUGCUUGAGGCGGAGCUGUUGGGCGCCUGGUGGUGUCAUUGCCUGUACGGCCGCCAGGGGGAGUCAGUGCCGCCACCGGGAGAGCCGCCUCUAGCUCUCUGCCCCGCCUACCAGGAGGAGGAGGUGGCGGGCCGCUGCUGGAACUACUCUCAUUGGAGCCUUCUAUGCCGGGAAGAGGGGACCUGGUUCCUGGCUGGAAUCAGAGACUUACCCAGUGACUGCCUGCGUCCCAGAGCCUUCUAUCCGCUGCAGACCCACGGCCCAUGGAUCAGCCAUGUGACUCGGGGAGCCUACCUGGAGGACCAGUUGUCCUGGGACUGGGGCCCUGAGGGGGAGGAGACUGAGACACAAACUUGUCCCCCUCACACAGAGCAUGGCGCCUGUGGACUGCGGCCAGAGCCGGCUCUGACGGGGGGCCUGUGGCCCUGGCUGGCAGAGGUGCAUGUAGCUGGAGAGCGAGUCUGCACUGGGAUCCUCGUGGCCCCAGGCUGGGUCCUGGCAGCCACUCACUGUAUUCUCAGGCUGGGCUCUACAACAGUGCCUUAUAUUGAAGUGUACCUGGGCCGGGCUGGGGCCAGCCCCCUCCCACAGAGUCACCAGGUAUCCCGGCUGGUCAUCAGCAUCCGCCUGCCCCGGCACCUGGGACUUCGGCCCCCCCUGGCCCUCCUGGAGCUGAGCUCCCGGGUGGAGCCCUCCCCAUCAGCCUUGCCCAUCUGCCUUCACCCAGGGGGUACUCCCCUGGGGGCCAGCUGCUGGGUGCUGGGCUGGAAGGACCCCCAGGACCGAGUCCCUGUGGCUGCUGCUGUCUCCAUCUUGACACCACGACUCUGUCACUGCCUCUAUCAGGGCAUUCUGCCCCCUGGAACUCUCUGUGUCCUGUAUGCAGAGGGGCAGGAGGACAGGUGUGAGGUGACCUCAGCACCUCCGCUCCUGUGCCAGACUGAGGAAGGCUCUUGGGUCCUCGUGGGCAUGGCUAUUCGAGGCAGCAGGGACCUAUUUGCCGCCAUCGGACCCGAAGAGACCUGGAUCUCCCAGACAGUGGGGGAGGCGCAUUUCCUGCCCCCCAGUGGCUUCCCCCACUGGCUCCCAGAAGGCGGUGACCUCUGUCCCCCUGACAUGGCCAGGGCCUCAGGUUCCCCUCGAGCUGCUCUCUUCCUGCUGCUACUGACCCUCCUGAUCCAGGGACGCCUGGAUCUUGCCUUUGAACCCCAGCCUGAGGUCCCUUCCUUUGGGUGCCUGGUGUCUUCCCAGGGCCCCUGGUCCUGGGUCAUGGCCCAGAGGGCAGGGCUGGGGCCUAGGUGGUUGGAGGCUCUGGCCACUCUGCUUUUGCUUGGAUUAUUCCGGAAUGAGAUGGGAGCCGUUGGGGCUGAAGCCUCCUGCGGCGUGGUCCACCAAGCACGUAUCACAGGUGGUAGCGAUUCAGCCCACGGCCAGUGGCCCUGGCAGGUCAGCAUCAGCUACAACGGCGCCCACGCGUGUGGCGGCUCUCUCCUGUCUGAGCAGUGGGUGCUGUCGGCUGCUCACUGCUUCCCAAGGGAGCACCGCACAGAGGACUACGAGGUAAAGCUGGGGGCCCACAAGCUGAACUACUACAGCUCUGACACCGAGGUCCGCACGGUGGCGCAGGUUAUUUCCCACCCCAGCUACCUCCAGGAGGGCUCCAUGGGUGACAUUGCGCUCCUCCAGCUCAAACGCUCUGUCACCUUCUCUCGCUACAUCCGGCCCAUCUGCCUCCCCGCAGCCAACGCCUCCUUCCCCAAUGGUCUCCAGUGCACUGUCACGGGAUGGGGCCACGUGGCCCCCUCAGUGAGCCUCCCGGCCCCCAAGACGCUGCAGCAACUUGAGGUGCCACUGAUCAGUCGCGAGACCUGUAACUGCCUGUACAAUAUCAACGCCAACCCCGAGGAGCCCCACUUUAUCCAGCAGGACAUGGUGUGUGCUGGCUAUGUGAAAGGGGGCAAGGACGCCUGCCAGGGUGACUCUGGGGGCCCACUCUCCUGCCCAGUGGGGGGCCGCUGGUACCUGGCAGGCAUCGUAAGUUGGGGUGAUGCCUGUGGGGCCCCCAACAGGCCUGGUGUGUAUACUCUGACCUCCAGCUAUGCCUCCUGGAUUCACCACAAAGUGGCAGAGCUCCAGCCUCAGGUGGUGCCCCAAAUCCAGGAGUCCCAGCCUGAUGGCAACCUCUGCAGCAACUACAGGGCCUUCAACCCUGCCCCAGCCCCAGGCUUGGUGGGACCCCUCCUUCUGCUGCCACUAGGCCUGACCCUGGGCCUCCUCCGCCCACAGCACGACCACUGAGCUACUCACCCUGGGAGCUGACUUGCUUCCGGGACCUCCACAUCACACCCGAGGGCACACGCCUGCUCCCAGGAUGCCUGACUUUGAGCCACUCCUUCCUCCCAGGACCCUGUGGGAGUUCAAAGCACCAUCCUGACCUUUGAGCCCACUCUUCUGGGUUGCUCUUUGGGACUGUAACCUCCAUCACAGGAGUUUACUGCCUAGGAGUCUACUGGCUAGAAACUCUGGUCACCUCCAUCUGCUGUCCACAAGCCUAUCGGUUGGGCUCCUGUGGAGCCCCCAAGGACCCUCGGCUAUGAAAGUGGGCCCCGGCUCCCCACCUGUUUCUAGAAGACGCCCAGAUGCCUGCUGCUGAAAGGCUGGCUGUAGCACCUCACCUGCUCUGCCUGAUGAGCCCCAUCAUUUCACCCUCUCACUGUUUUCUGGGCUGGGGCUGCCUCUGGGCAGCAUGCUUUCAAGGACAGAAAAGGCCCCACUCUUGCCUCACUGGCUGCCAUGCCCCCCUGAGCCCCGACUCCUGGACUCCGGAGGACUGAGCCCCCACCGGAACUGGGCCCCGACUUGCACCUGGUGUGCGGGGUUAGACGGAGCGAGAUGGAGUAAAACGUUCUGAGCACAA
This is a messenger RNA of Orcinus orca (killer whale), 4297 nucleotides long. It is a transcript of the gene PRSS36, whose product is annotated as serine protease 36. The record is from RefSeq and is a predicted model, not a curated record. Gene Ontology annotation, biological process: proteolysis. Lineage: Eukaryota; Metazoa; Chordata; Mammalia; Artiodactyla; Delphinidae. Bases 1 to 3678 code for a protein of 1225 amino acids. The transcript is spliced from 21 exons. Gene Ontology annotation, molecular function: serine-type endopeptidase activity.